UGAAACUGGUGUGUUGACAAAUAUCGGGGGAGGAGCACUGCGGCUCUGGCUGUGGGAGCGAGUGAAGGCGGUCUCCUCGUCCAACACCUUCGCUAGAAAUGAAGAGCCAACAGAAAAGCCCCGAACCAGACGGAAGUGUUACCGUCAACGAGGAAGGGUCUGUAGCUACAGCUGAGGAUCCAGCAGCCAUUGCUACCAUUCAGUCUGCUGCCACCUUCGCUGACCAACCCAUCAAAUAUCUCUUCAAGACAGAAGGAGCAGGAGGGCAGGUGACCUACAGAGUGAUCCAGGUGUCAGAUGGCCAGUUGGAGGGUCAGACGGAUGGAGCUGCAGCCGUCAGCCUGGUCGCUGGUUUCCCUGCCACCACUCAGGCUGUCACACAGGCAGUCUUUUCCCAGUCAGAGGGGUUGGAGGGAGAUGGCAGCACUGAGACACAGUACACCUACUACCCUGCCACCAUAGCAGACGCCACCACCGGCACCAUGGUAACCACAGUGCAGGCGUCUGACACACUGCUGGGUCAGACCACACCCACAGGUCAGCUUUAUGUUAUGAUGUCACCCCAGGAGGUUUUGACGGGAUCUAAUCAACGGACAAUCGCACCUCGCACUCAGCCAUAUAUCGCAAAGCAGGAGGCUCCUCGGGCCUCAAGAGAUGAGAAACGACGAGCGCAGCACAACGAAGUUGAGCGCAGGCGCAGGGACAAGAUCAACAACUGGAUUGUGCAGCUUUCAAAGACCAUCCCAGACUGUAACGUUGACUACACCAAGACAGGACAGAGUAAAGGGGGGAUCUUGUCCAAAGCCUGCGAUUACAUCAAGGAGCUUCGACAGAGCAAUCUGAAGCUGGGGGAAGAUAUCAGUGUUCUGGAUCGUCUCAGGAUUGACAACCAGCUACUCAGACAGGAGGUAGAAGACUGGAAGUCCAAGAAUCAGAUCCUGAGAAAUCUUUUGCGACAGCAUGGCAUUGUGGGAUCAUCCACCACAGACUCCCAGUAGAAGCCUGUUGCCAUUGGGUAUUUGAAGGCAACCACACAUGGGCCAAAAGAAUACUUGAAAUGCAUUUAGAUACUUUAUAUGUGAUCGAACGUGCAUGAAAUAGGGGAAAAUAACUGAAUAUUGUCAUUAAUAUUCAAAUCCAACUUCUUUGCUAAAUGACACCCUUAAAAGUUGUUUUUGAAGCUUUUUACAACAUUGCAAAGUUUUGCUCUGUAUUUACAGUACAAUCAUGAUAAUGCAGAGAGGAAAAAAUCUGCUUCACAAGUCACAUUGGUUUAGCAAAGCCCUCAUUGAAUGCCUUCCUCAACAAACAUUCUGAUUGUUAGUAAGCGUCCAGUACAGUAAGCUCGAAAACAUGACCAGCUUCUCAUGUUCCCUUUCUUUUCCUAACCUCUGAGGUGUGUACUACGAAGCAAGGUUAAUGGCCAGAGUUUUCAGUAUCAUGAAGAUGGCUGUCUUUGAACCUGCUAAAUUACCGUGGUAACUGGUGCUGCUCCUGACCUGAGCAGGAUGAUGUUCUGUUCUGUGUUGGAUUGCUGCGGGCUGUAAAUCACAUCAUCCUUUCACUACCUGAUCCUCUUUGAGUGAUACAGAUCAUCAGCUGAGAAUAUCUGCUCAGUGCCCUGAAUGAAGCCCUGCAGUUACAGUAUUGCAUACUGUAUGUGUUGUGUUGCUAUGGGAACCUACACACAUUCAGUUGGUGCGGAUGCAGAAAAAACUUAAAGUUUUAUUUUUGAUCCUAAUUUGCUGUCCCAUCUGCAGCUAAUAGAUGACAAAAUUACUAAGUUUAUUGGUAUUUAUCACAAAGACAAUUGUAUCAGUAACAUUGAUUUCACUUGUAUUUGACCGACAACUAGAGUGAUGAUGAGACCUACAUGUACUUGUUGAGCAUCAUGUUUAAAUGAAUGAAGUUUAAAGUGAGGGUUCUAAUGUGCAGCUGUCAUGUUAGAAAUAAGCGGCAGCAUUCAUCGGUAGAAUAAAUCUUAUCAACUUACUCGAUUAUCAGAUUUUUACCCACAUUCCUCUCUUGCUUCAUUUGUAGUAACAGUGCUUUUUGUUGUAAUACAUUUUUUCUAUUCCUCACACUUCUGUAUUAUAACAGUCUGUUCCUUGUGACUCCAUUUUGUGUAGAAGAAGAGUCCGUUUUAUGGGUGCUUGCAUAGACCUUGAAGAAAGCCUGGGUCAGCAAAGAAAGUGGAAAUCCGCUAUCAUGACACCCAUUACCUGUUUAGGUCUUGUCAGUCAAACCGGCUUAUACAAAGAAAUCCUGGUUAGAUCAAACUUGCUUUGUAGCACACCUCUCUGCAGUCCUGUGCAUUUCUGUAUCAAAAACACUCUUGUUAAUGUCUCCAAACAUUGUAUUCUUUCAUUGACGUCUUCUAUCAAUAUUACUUUGACCAGUCGAUACCAAGUUUGUCAUUAAGUUCAUAGUCCUGCACAUUUUGCUUUGUAUUUUUCUAUGUUUCAUGAAGCCUCAUUGGGGACAAUAAUUGCAUUGCAACAAUGUAACUAACUAAGUACAGGAGUUGGUAAGCAUCGCAUUGUAGGUAGGCUAUGUAUGUCUUUAUAAUAAAAAAUAUCAAAUAACAUACUAUGUCAUCAGCCACUUUCAAUUGUGUUUAUUAAACUUGAUAAAUUGGUUAAACGA
Messenger RNA from Amphiprion ocellaris (clown anemonefish), 2646 nucleotides. RefSeq names its product upstream transcription factor 1 (gene usf1). Lineage: Eukaryota; Metazoa; Chordata; Actinopteri; Pomacentridae. Gene Ontology annotation, molecular function: RNA polymerase II cis-regulatory region sequence-specific DNA binding; protein dimerization activity; DNA-binding transcription factor activity, RNA polymerase II-specific. The coding region runs from base 99 to 998 and encodes 299 amino acids. The transcript has 11 exons. Gene Ontology annotation, biological process: regulation of transcription by RNA polymerase II. The record is from RefSeq and is a predicted model, not a curated record.